Messenger RNA from Glycine soja, 783 nucleotides. Its product is annotated as hydrophobic seed protein-like. The record is from RefSeq and is a predicted model, not a curated record. NCBI's taxonomy places the organism in Eukaryota, Viridiplantae, Streptophyta, Magnoliopsida, Fabales, Fabaceae. Bases 70 to 474 code for a protein of 134 amino acids. The transcript has a single exon.
AAACUUCAGUUAGACAACAAAAGCACUUGUUCACCAAUUAAGCUUUCAAGAGACAAACUGUUUUGAAAAAUGGGAUCCAAGGUUGUUGCAUCCGUUGCCCUUCUCCUCUCCAUCAACAUCCUUUUCAUUUCCAUGGUUAGCUCCAGCAGCCACUACGAUCCACCGCCCCCACCUUGUUACGUCCCUGCUCCUUUAACACCACCACCAUCAUUGUCACCACCACCGUCAUUGUCACCACCACCACCGUCAGGACCUAGUUGUCCGGAUCUGAGUGUUUGCCUCAAUAUUUUAGACGGGUCUCCCGCGGAUGAUUGUUGUGCCCUCAUCGCUGAUCUUGUUGACCUUGAAGCCUCUGUGUGCCUUUGCAUCCAACUCAGGGUCCUCGGAAUAGUAAACCUUGACCUUAAUUUGCAGUUAAUAUUAAACGCCUGUGGACCAAGCUACCCGUCAAACGCCACUUGCCCCCGAACCUAAGAACAGAAUAUGUAUGGCACUAAUCACCAUAUUACUUCGUAUCAUGGUGUUUGUUUGUCUGUGUUUAAAGUUAAGGACGUUAUACCCUUCGUGCCUGCUACAUAUAUAUAGUGGGCACUAUAAUAUUACCAAUAAAUUAACCUCCAUGUAUAAGAAUAAUAAUAAAUAAAUAAAUAUUUCUAUACAAAUACAGGUUACGUAAUGUUGUUGUUGUUCUCGUGGAUGGGGAUCUUAUCUUCCUCCUCGCUAUCUUUGUUUAUCGUAUUUCUGUGAAAGUUGUUCAAUAAAAGUCCUUUGUUCAACAAGUGA